Messenger RNA from Harpia harpyja (harpy eagle), 1395 nucleotides. RefSeq names its product KIAA1328 ortholog. Lineage: Eukaryota; Metazoa; Chordata; Aves; Accipitriformes; Accipitridae. The record is from RefSeq and is a predicted model, not a curated record.
AUGAACCAUAGUGCAAAGAUACUCCAGGAUGUAUCCAGUAAGAAGAGCUCAUGUCAACAACCAUCUCUGGAGCUAGAUGGUUCCUACUUGGGUAUUGGAGGACCACAAACUUUUUAUAAGAACAGUAGAGCAUCAAAGACUGGAAGCCCAGCCCAUGUUGCAUUGUCUCAGCCGUGCAGGAAUAAUCACGAUUAUGGGACUGAAAUACAUUACAAUCAUCAGGAGUGUCUGAAGGAAUAUCUGGUGGAAAAUGGCUUGCACAGAAAGUGUAACAAUAUGAUUUCCCCAGCCAAGCAGAGGAGCCCUCACCAUGUAAAACCAGCUCAGGAGAUGGACCAGAAAGCAAAUGAAUUUCAGAGCACAUGCCCCCAGCAAGAGAGUCAUGGUUGUACCUGCAGGCAUGUAGGGAGCUCAGGGAGCAUGCAAGAGAGCCACCAUGUCAGCCAGGUACUUAGAAGACACUCUGGGCCAGUUCACAAAACCUGUGAUUAUUCUAGGCGCUCUUGAGUUUCUGGGCUGAAUGACAAUGUGGACUCAGGGCCUAAAGAAACAGAGCAGGCUAAAAGGUUAAGAAGGCAGAAGCUGCCUCUGCAGAAAAUGGAGCUGGAAAUUGAAAAGGAAUGACUCCAACAUUUGUUGGCUAAGCAAGAAGCAAAACUGCUCCUAAAACAACAGCAACUACAGCAAUCCCAUGUGGAUUAUAACAGGUUUAGAGGCCACGUACCUGGUUCAGAAGAUGUGUCCAUUGAUGAAGCACCUAGAGAACUUGCUCUGAUGAUGAACAGCAACAGCAUGGGGCUAAGUGUACCAGUGUUGAAACAUGAAGAUUAUUUUCCCGGAACACCAGUGAGCAAAACCUCCGGAACACCAGUGAGCAAAACCUCCAGAACACCAGGGAGCAGUGGUAGAAGCAGUUCAGGGAAGAAAAUGGUUGGUUUUGGUGCAAACAUGGAAGAUGGGCGAACCCUUCUGAUGCAAACCAAGAGGGAAGGCACCAAGUCAAGGAAAGGGACAGCUUCAGGAUCUAGGAAGGAUGCAGCCACAUCUCCUGUGGUGAUAGGCAGUGGCAAAGAACUUGCAACCACAGCCACAUCGCCAAUCCAGCAUGACACUUCAUGGUACGAAGCCUGUCUUCUUGACCUGGUUGAAGCUAUGAGCCUGAUAUCUGCCCUGGGACACUUCUGCAGAGAAUCUUACAACAGGAACAAAAUGCACACACCUCGUCGUGCAAGCCACAGGUCCUCGUCUUGGUACCAGAUCCCUCGCAGCUCCAGAAGCAGAGCAGAUGAGCUAGAGAAGAGCCAGCUCCUCAAGGAGAUUUUCUUCAUUUGACACAUCUCAUUGGUCUACAGCCUUUCUGUAGAUUUUUUAGGACCUUUUUAUUGCUGAUUUGUU